Messenger RNA from Heteronotia binoei (common prickly gecko), 2420 nucleotides. It is a transcript of the gene IGSF11, whose product is annotated as immunoglobulin superfamily member 11. Gene Ontology annotation, biological process: homophilic cell-cell adhesion. Gene Ontology annotation, molecular function: ionotropic glutamate receptor binding. Bases 52 to 1368 code for a protein of 438 amino acids. The record is from RefSeq and is a predicted model, not a curated record. NCBI's taxonomy places the organism in Eukaryota, Metazoa, Chordata, Lepidosauria, Squamata, Gekkonidae. Gene Ontology annotation, cellular component: cell-cell junction. The transcript has 7 exons.
GCGGAAGCGCCGCCGGCCGAGGUGCCCGCUCAGCUCCGCUCCGCGCCCGGCAUGCCUGGCUGCAAGGGCUCCUCGGGGUGGGCGCUUUGGCUGGCCCCUCUGGCGGCGCUGCUCUCACUGCGAGGUCUAGUGAGCCCCCUGGAAGUGUUCAUGAAUACACGGAGUGUGGAAGUGGCUCGGGGCCAGACAGCAGUCCUGCCCUGCACCUUCACCACCAGUGCUGCGCUCACUAACCUUAAUGUCAUCUGGAUGGUCACUCCACUCUCCAAUGCCAACCAACCCGAACAGGUUAUUAUUUACCAAGGGGGUCAGAUUUUCGAUGGUGCACCCCAGUUCUAUGGGCGAGUGGGGUUUGCAAUGACAAUGCCAACCACCAGUGCCUCCAUCUUCAUCAACAACACCCAGCUCUCGGACACUGGGACUUACCAGUGUUUGGUCAACAACCUACCAGACCGAGGUGGCCGGAAUAUUGGAGUCAUUGGGCUCAAUGUCUUGGUUCCUCCUUCUGCCCCAGUCUGCAGAAUUCAGGGCUCCUUGAACAUUGGCAGUGACAUCACACUGACCUGCAGUUCUGAAGAGGGCAUCCCUCGGCCAACGUACUACUGGGAAAGACUGGACAACACUCCCAAGCUGCCUCCAACGGCAACACAAGACCAAGUUCAGGGUACAGUUGUUCUGCGCAAUAUCAGCACCAUGUCAUCAGGACGUUACCAGUGUGUGGCUUCUAAUGUCAUUGGAAGCAGCACCUGUUUUCUGGAAGUUCAAGUGAUUACACCACAUCCAAGGAGCAUUGGCCUGAUCGCUGGAGCUGCUGCAGCAGGAGCAGUGGUACUUGUCAUCUGCAUUGUUCUGGUGGCUGUGACACUCUUUUACUGGAAAAACAAACACAAGGAGGAAGAAGAGGAGGAAAUUCCCAAUGAGAUAAGGGAGGAUGAUCUGCCACCCAAAUGCUCUUCAUCCACAAAAGCAUUUCAUGGCGAUGCUUCCUCAUCAGAGAAUGACACUCUCACCUCAUCCAACACCUACAACAGCCGGUACUGGAAUGACCCCAAAGCCAACCAUGCCACAGACUCCUUCACUCGCCUCAACAAUGAUGCACGCCAGACCUUCUCCCGCUCUGGGAGCACCAACGCCCGCCCCAUCUAUGCCAAUGGAGGCCACCCGACCCCACCUCCACCCAAGACAUUGGUGGUGACAACCAACACCGCCCCCUCUCCUCAGGAGAUGUCCAGGAGCAAUGGCUCAGUGAGCCGGAAGCCAAGACCCCAGCACACACGCUCCUAUGCCGUGAGUCAGGCAACGCUGGAGAGAAUAGGGGCUGUGCCUGUCAUGGUGCCCGCUCAGAGCCGAGCAGGCUCUUUGGUGUAGGCAUGGCUCUAAGGAACAUGAGAACCUGUUGCACUGAGUGGGGGGGGUGAAGACCUAAUCCAAACGAGACUCUCCUCUUCCUGCCUGAAAUGCAUUGAAGGAGAAGAUCAAACCACUCCUCGUGCUCUCUUGCACCCUCUAUCAAGUAUAUCCUCUGGUCCUUUCCUUGCUACCCUACCCUUAUGAUCUCAGGGGGCUCCUCAGCUAUAGCUGGAUGUGCCAAGGCCAGGGGAAAAGGGGGCAACUCAACACAUCGCAGGGGAAUGAUGCCAUGCUUGCUUGCCAAGCUCUGCCUAAUGGGAAGUCAGGAAGGUGGCCACAAGGACGGUGGGUGAGGUGAGACAGGGUUUGCAGAGUCUUCUGGUCAAAGGAUGGGCCUUCAGAGGAGAGGACUCAACAGCUUUACCUUGGCAUGUCUACUACUGGGCUCCAAACAGAAACUGAAAAGGGAGCAAGCAGUGAGCUUCUGGCCAAGAAGGACAAGGCAGAGAGAUAAUCACAAAUCAGGCAAAGCAAGAAAAGGAUUGGGGUUAGGGAGAAAUGGCUGGAGAAUUAUGUUUGUGUCUUUAUUUCUUCUUUUGGUCUCCCUCCCCUCUCUUUGCUUCCCCAACUGGAUGUUCUCCCUGCACUAGUUUUUUGGAUGCUUUCUUGCACCUUCGUCACCACCAUGGAAACCGCUGUCACCCCAGCUUUGCCCCCCUGCCUUUGAUGAGCUGCUUGGCACCAGAACAUGCUGCUGCUGCUGUUGCUGAGAGGAGGAGUUUGAGGAAUGAUGCAGGAUGGAUAGCUGAAGCCUCCCUUGCUUAAAUGGGCUGCUGUGUUUCCCCAGACAUGUGGCUUCCCUUUCCCCGGAGCUGGGCUUUGACGCUUAGGCCUUUUGCAUGGCAGGGUCUCCCUACAGGGCUGAUGGGGCUGGCCAGGCAUCUGAGGAAUGUUCACACGGAGGUGUCACAUUGAACCUUCCCUCUUUUGGGCUUCUUUUUAGUACUGGGAGGAGGGGGAAAGAGUGAGUAAGGAGCAGCCCAGGGAUGGCUUCUGGCUGCAUUGGCCCC